AUGAAUUAUACAGGUUUUAUCUUAGCAUUGCAGCUUUGCAUGAUUUUGGGCUUUCCUACCGCUGAUCGCCAGUCCAUUAUUUUAGAAGAAACAGAAAAACUAAAGGAAUAUUUUAAUGCAACUGGUUCACAUGUAGCUGAUGGUGGUGGAUCUCUUUUCUCAGAUAUUCUGAAGAAGUGGAAAGAGGAGGGUGACAAAAAAUUAAUUCAAAGCCAGAUUGUCUCCUUCUACUUCAAACUCUUUGAAAACUUUACAAACAACCAUAUGAUCCAGAGAAGCAUGGAUGUCAUCAAAGAAGAACUAUUUGUAAAGUUCUUCAAUGGCAGCCAGGAGAAAAUGAACGACUUUCAAAAGCUGAUUGACAUUCCGGUGAAUGAUCUGAGGGUCCAGCAGAAAGCUAUAAGUGAACUCUUCAAGGUGAUAGAGGAUUUGACAUCAAGUGUAAGCCUAAAAAAGCGGAAAAGAAGUCAAAUUCAGUUGCGAGGCCGGAGAGCACCAAAAAACUGA
Messenger RNA from Suncus etruscus (white-toothed pygmy shrew), 507 nucleotides. RefSeq names its product interferon gamma (gene IFNG). Lineage: Eukaryota; Metazoa; Chordata; Mammalia; Eulipotyphla; Soricidae. The record is from RefSeq and is a predicted model, not a curated record. Gene Ontology annotation, molecular function: type II interferon receptor binding. Gene Ontology annotation, biological process: immune response. The transcript has 4 exons. Gene Ontology annotation, cellular component: extracellular region. The coding region runs from base 1 to 507 and encodes 168 amino acids.